AUGCAACCAGAGUGGUCGCAGAAGGAAAAGAAGGAUCCUCCGUAUACCGACUCCCGACUUUUCGACGCUUUAUCAUCCUUCAACAGGGAGAAAACCCUAGAGCGAGUAGUUCAUGCAAAGGGCGCAGGCGCGCACGGAGUCUUCGAGAUAACACACGACAUCUCGGACAUAUGUGACAUCGACAUGCUCCUCGGUGUGGGAAAGAAAACGGCUUGCACCGCUCGAUUCUCUACAACGACCUUUGAGCGUGGUUCAGCAGACGCAAUUCGCGAUCCCAAGGGAAUGGCUGUGAAAUUCUUCACAGAGCAAGGCAAUUGGGACUGGGUGUGCCUUAACAUUCCCUUUUUCUUUAUCCGGGAUCCUAUGAAGUUCCCGGGCAUGAUGCACGCACAAAGACGAGAUCCGCAGACAAACCUUGUGGACCCGAAUCUCUGGUGGGACUGGGUAUGCAACAACCACGAGGCCUUACAUAUGGUGGUGUUCCAGUACAGCGAUUUUGGUGAUAUGUUCAAUUAUCGUGGCAUGAGCGGGUAUGUAGGCCACGCGUUCAAAUGGGUAAAGCGAGAUGGAUCUUGGAAAUAUGUUCACUUCUUCUUCACCUCUGAUCAGGGGCCUGACUUCACGAGUGGCCAAAAGGUCGACGCCACUGUUGGAGAUAUGGACUCGGCGACUAGGGAUCUAUCCAACGCUAUUGAACGGGGUGAAUAUCCUAGUUGGACAGCGCAUGUACAGGUUGUGGAUCCCAAGGACGCCCCUGAGUUGGCAUUCAAUAUUCUCGAUUCAACUAAGCAUUGGAACUUGGCGAGUUAUCCACAGGAUAUCCCGGUUAUCCCUCCUCGUCCGUUUGGGAAGUUGACCUUGACACAAAACCCCAAGUCGUUUUUCACGGAAAUCGAACAACUAGCGUUCUCCCCUUCGAAUCUCGUUCCUGGGGUCGAACCAUCGGAGGAUCCAAUUCUGCAAGCGCGUUUAUUCGCAUACCCCGAUGCCCAACGGUACCGGCUAGGGGCGAACCUCCAGCAAUUAUCAGAUAACCAGCCCAGCCCUAGUGCAGCUGAUGCGAAAACAACCCCAACUACCGAGCUUGACACAUGGCUAGCCCAAACUUCUUCUCAGGCUUGGUCUCAGCCAAACGAGCUAGACUAUAAGUACCCGAGAGAUUUCUGGAAUGUUCUGCCUAAACUACGAAGUGCAGAGUUUCAGAACAGUAUUGUGGUCAAUAUGUCCAAGUCCCUGGCUCAGACUCGGGCGGAACUUAGGGAAAGGGUGUAUCAAACUUUGCGCCUGGUUGCUGCCGAUUUAGCUGAUCGUGUGCGAGACGCAACUGAGAUGCUUGUUCCUGAUAAUAUGGCGGCUAGUUCCGGGAUGGUACCUAGGUCAUCUAGGCUCUAA
Messenger RNA from Penicillium cataractarum, 1392 nucleotides. It is a transcript of the gene fgaCat, whose product is annotated as catalase easC. Gene Ontology annotation, cellular component: peroxisome; mitochondrion; cytoplasm. The transcript has 2 exons. Gene Ontology annotation, biological process: hydrogen peroxide catabolic process; response to hydrogen peroxide. The record is from RefSeq and is a predicted model, not a curated record. The coding region runs from base 1 to 1392 and encodes 463 amino acids. Lineage: Eukaryota; Fungi; Ascomycota; Eurotiomycetes; Eurotiales; Aspergillaceae. Gene Ontology annotation, molecular function: catalase activity; heme binding.